Molecule: messenger RNA, 201 nt
Organism: Ordospora pajunii
Lineage: Eukaryota; Fungi; Microsporidia; Ordosporidae
Product: putative transcription factor TFIIH
Exons: 1
Coding region: 1-201 (66 amino acids)
Biological process (GO): nucleotide-excision repair, preincision complex assembly; transcription initiation at RNA polymerase II promoter; transcription by RNA polymerase II
Cellular component (GO): transcription factor TFIIH holo complex; transcription factor TFIIH core complex
Source: RefSeq, a predicted model, not a curated record
AUGGUAAAUGCAACGAAGGGAUACUUCCUCAGAACAGAGCCGAGUGUUAAAGAAGUUAUACUGAAGCUAGGAGAAUCAGAAAACUUCGUUAUUGAGGAUAUAAAUGAAACAUGCGUGUUUAUAACGCCCGAGGCAGCAUCAGACAUAAAGGAAAGAGUCGAGCUGAUAAUGAAUAGUGCAAAAAAUCCAGCAAAGCAGUAG